Aspergillus vadensis CBS 113365 is the source of this 456-nucleotide messenger RNA. RefSeq lists its product as uncharacterized. Lineage: Eukaryota; Fungi; Ascomycota; Eurotiomycetes; Eurotiales; Aspergillaceae. The transcript has a single exon. The coding region runs from base 53 to 286 and encodes 77 amino acids. The record is from RefSeq and is a predicted model, not a curated record.
AUUGACAGCUCACCAAUUCAUCGAUCCCGAGUGUCGUUCAUGAUUCGAUGUUAUGGCAGAAAGUACCAACCUCGCAACUAGCAACCCAGCCUGGCUGCUUAUUCUCCCACUAUAUGGCAAUGACGCGCCGAGCAACAAUAACGAAGCAGUCAUCUGGCUCUUGUCGCUCCGCAGAACCAGCGUCCAAGAUCAGCACCAGAUGAUUUCUGUCGUGACACCGAGUGCAACCGUCUCUGUGACGGUGUCGGCUUUCGCCCUUCCCGCACUCAGGAACCAGGAGUAUUGAGUGUCACCCUGCUAACUAUUUGUCCACUCUGGAUACGCCGCAUAUUCAUCGCUUGUGUCUCGAUCAAGGCUAUUGACAUGACUCUUUCCAUGAAGACGCAAAACGCGGUGAUUUCUGGAUGCUAUCCCUGCAGGUCAAGAAUCUUCCGAAGGCCCGCCGCCGCGACGCAA